Molecule: messenger RNA, 5916 nt
Organism: Prosopis cineraria
Lineage: Eukaryota; Viridiplantae; Streptophyta; Magnoliopsida; Fabales; Fabaceae
Product: histone acetyltransferase HAC1-like
Biological process (GO): positive regulation of transcription by RNA polymerase II
Cellular component (GO): histone acetyltransferase complex; transcription regulator complex
Molecular function (GO): zinc ion binding; histone acetyltransferase activity; chromatin DNA binding
Source: RefSeq, a predicted model, not a curated record
CUGGGUUCCAACACCAACACACGCCUGCUUCUUUUUCCCCGGAGCAGAGAAUCGCGACGCGUUACCGACUUUCAUUCUUUCUUCACGGCAAAGAAUCGUUGAUCGUCGUCGGCGUAGUCGUUGAUACUUCGAGCUGAAUUCGUAGCUGAUUGUGGAAUGUUGGAUCACUUUUGAGUUAUGAAAUAUUUGGUUCAUAAAGCAAGUGUGAAGAAUAAGGAAGAUGAAACUACAGGCGCCAAUUCCAGGACAAAUGUCAGGCCAGGUACCUAAUCAAUCAGGGUCCCAGCUGCCUGGACUGACCCAGCCGAAUCGAAAUGCCAUCCCUCAGAUGCCAACUUUAGGCGGUGUUCCCCGAUCAACCACUAAUAUGGACUCUGAAUUUCUAAGAGCACGCGUGUUUAUUCAAGAGAAGAUCUAUGAUAUGUUAUUGCAGCGGCAACAGCCGCCAGUAGUGGAACUGCAGAGAAGAAAGUUCAAGGAUCUUGCUAAACGCCUGGAGGAAGCCAUGUUAAAAGCUGCAACAUCUAAGGAGGAGUACUUGAACUUGGGUACACUAGAGAGCCGUCUGCUUAAUUACUGCAGACCGCCAUCUGUGAAUAAUAACCAACAAUAUACCCAGCAUACUAGCUCUUCUUCAGUAGGUACAAUGAUACCAACACCUGGUAUGGCACAUGUGAAUUCAAACAUGGCAGUUACAUCUUCUGUAGAUGCCUCAAUCAUUGUUGCCCCUGGAUGUAAUAGCAUGGCAUCUCCAUCUGUGAAUAGUGCAAGCAUGUUUCCUACAGGGGGUUUGCAUGGGAAUUCCUUAACUAGAUCUGAUGGUUUGUGUAAUGGCUAUCAGCCAUCAUCAACCAGCUUUUCAAUUGGUUCUGGGGGAACCAUGUCAUCAAUGGGUGUGCAGAGAAUCACAAGCCAGAUGAUUCCCACUCCUGGUUUUAAUGGCAGCAAUAACUCAUACAUGAAUAUGGAAUCUUCUGAUAAUAGUGGUGUCUUUUCCAGUGUUGAAUCCUCAACAAUGUCACAACCUCUGCAGCAGAAACAGAAUUUUGGGGGCCAAAACAAUAAUGUGAUGCAGAACCUUGGCAACCAAAUGGAUAGUGGAAUGAGAUCUGGUUUACAGCAAAAAUCUAUUGCAUACUCAAAUGGAGCCAUGGGUAGCAGGUUAGGUUUGAUUGGAAACAAUAGGCAACUUACAAAUGAAUCUGGCUUUGGUGAUGCCUAUGCCACAACUUGUGUGAAUUCCCCUAAACACUUACAGCAGCACUUUGAUCAAAAUCAGCAACCGCCAGUGCAUGGUGAUGGAUAUGGAUUAAAUAAUGUUGACUCAUAUGCAUCUGGAAACUUUUAUACAUCUGCAACAUCUUCUGGAUCUAUGAUGAGCAGUCAGAACUUGAACUCAGUAAAAUUGCCUGCAAUAUCCCAAACCAACUCUCUCAUAAGUAGUCAUUCGAAUUUACAUGGUAUGCAGCAGGAUGCUCAUCUAAAGUCUCAAUCUAUGAAUCGGUUGGAGAAGUUGAAUUUUCAAUCUUCUUUCACUUCAAAAGAUGGCCUUCUGGAUCCUCAACGGCAAUAUCUGCAACAUUCCCAACAAUUUCAACAGCCAGAGCAGUAUGCCCAGAAGCAAUUUCAAUUUAAGCUGCAAAGUCAGCAGCCCCAGCAUAUGGUCAAAAGUGAUGCCUUCAGUCAGUCUCAUAUCCCUUCCAAUUUAGAAGUCCAAGUGAAGUCUGAGCCUGUAAUUGAUCACCACAAAGAAGUCUUUAGUUCACAGGUUUCUGAACAGUUUAAUAUUUCUGAGAUGCAAAACAAGAUGCAACAGAACUCUAAUGAUAGUUGUUUGGGGGAUGCCCAACAUCUUUCUUUUCCAAAUAGUCAGAGUGAUUUAUCUGCAGCAACAGCUCAAAACUCACAUCAAAUGUUGCACCCGCAUCAAAUGGUUUCAGAGUCCGAAAAUAAUUUUAGUUGUCUUUCAGUUGGGACACAAUCUAAAUCAGCACUUCUAAAUCAAUGGAAUUCUCAAUCGCAAGGUGGUAACCACAUACCAGGGAAUAUGUUGCAUGAGCAACAUCUCCACAUGGAUUUCCAUCAGAGAAUAUCAAGGCAAGAUGAAGCUCAGUGCAAUAAUUUAUCAUCAGAUGGAAAUGUUAUUGGUCAAGCUGUUGCUUCUAGAGGCACUAAACCCCUUGACUCAAGUGUUAGUAUUAAGAAAGCACAUAGGAAUCAACAGAGGUGGCUUUUAUUUCUACUUCAUGCUCGACGGUGUCCUGCCCCAGAAGGACGAUGCCAAGAACGUUAUUGUUAUAGUGCUCAGAAGUUAUGCAGACACAUUGAUGGAUGCAACCUGCCUCAUUGCUCAUAUCCCCGCUGUCAUCAUACCAGGCUAUUGCUAAUUCAUUUUAGAAACUGCAAAGAUCCAUGUUGCCCAGUUUGUGUUUUUGUUCGAAAUUACAGGCGCUCUUUUCAAGUUAAGUCCCAGACUCGGCCAGAUUCUGAUUCAGGAGUGCCAGUUGCAGCAAAUGGAUCUUGUAAAUCAUACAAUUCUGUGGUUCCAUCACCUAGAUUGAUCCAAAAACCUCUACCCGUUAUUGAAACUUCAGAUGACCUGCAGCCAUCUUUAAAACGUAUGAAAAUUGAGCAGUGUACCCAGUCCUUUAGUUUGGAGAAUGAAAACUCUACUGUGUCAGUUUUGGCAAACUGUGAAUCUAAUGUUUCCAAGGAUGCCCCGUGCCAAGACUAUAUCCAUGGUGAUAUGUCAAUGUCAAUUAAGUCUGAGCUCACAGAAGUUAAGGCUGAAGGUCCAGUGCAUUCAACACCUGCAAAUCCUUGUGAAAUGAAAAUAAAUGAUGUGGAGGACAGAUGGCCUGGUGGUGAACCUGUCACAUAUGAUGAACCUGUCACUUUAUCUAGGCCAGAAAAUAUCAAAACUGAGAAAGAAACUGGACAAGAUCAGCCAGAAAACCUUAACCAGCCAUCAGAAAAUUUUGGAGGGACGAAGUCUGAACCUAAAAUAAAGGGGGUCUCGUUGAUUGAACUAUUCACUCCAGAACAAGUCAGGGAACACAUCACUGGCCUAAGACAAUGGGUUGGCCAAAGCAAAGCGAAGGCUGAAAAGAAUCAAGCAAUGGAGCAUUCAAUGAGUGAGAACUCCUGUCAGUUGUGUGCUGUAGAGAAGCUUACAUUUGAACCACCACCUAUUUAUUGCUCAACUUGUGGUGCUCGCAUUAAACGGAACGCUAUGUAUUAUACCAUGGGUACUGGCGAUACACGGCAUUAUUUUUGUAUUCCAUGCUAUAACGAGGCACGUGGAGACAGCAUUUUUGUCGAUGGAACUGCCAUUCCUAAGGCGAGGCUGGAGAAAAAGAAAAAUGAUGAAGAAACUGAGGAAUGGUGGGUUCAAUGUGAUAAAUGUGAAGCUUGGCAACACCAAAUUUGUGCACUAUUUAAUGGUCGAAGAAAUGAUGGGGGACAAGCUGAGUACACUUGCCCUAAUUGCUAUAUUCAAGAGGUAGAAAGAGGAGAGCGCAAACCAUUACCCCAAAGUGCUGUUCUUGGGGCUAAGGAUUUGCCUAAAACUAUUCUCAGUGAGCAAAUACAGCAACGGUUGUCUAGGAGACUAGAACAAGAGAGACAAGAGAGGGCAAGGCUUCAAGGAAAAAGUCGCGAUGAGGUGCCUGGGGCUGAAGAACUUGUUGUAAGAGUGGUGUCAUCUGUUGACAAGAAGUUAGAAGUGAAACAACGAUUUUUGGAAAUUUUCCGGGAAGAAAAUUAUCCGACAGAAUUCCCCUAUAAAUCAAAGGUAGUUUUGUUGUUUCAAAAGAUUGAAGGCGUGGAAGUAUGCCUUUUUGGCAUGUAUGUUCAAGAAUUUGGAUCUGAAUGCCAGUUCCCUAAUCAGCGUCGGGUUUAUCUUUCAUACCUUGAUUCUGUGAAGUAUUUUAGGCCUGAAGUUAAAGCAGUGACUGGAGAGGCUCUUCGGACGUUUGUUUAUCAUGAAAUCUUGAUUGGAUACCUUGAAUAUUGUAAGAAACGUGGUUUUACUAGCUGCUAUAUUUGGGCCUGUCCUCCAUUGAAGGGUGAAGAUUAUAUUUUAUAUUGUCAUCCGGAAAUUCAGAAAACUCCAAAAUCUGAUAAGCUCCGAGAAUGGUACUUAUCAAUGUUAAGAAAAGCUUCGAAGGAGAAUAUUGUGGUCGAUCUUACCAACUUGUACGACCAUUUCUUUGUAUCUACUGGUGAAUGUAGAGCUAAGGUUACUGCUGCAAGACUUCCUUAUUUUGAUGGUGACUAUUGGCCUGGGGCUGCUGAGGAUUUGAUUUAUCAGCUUAACCAAGAAGAAGAUGGCAGAAAACUGAAUAAGAAAGGAACAACCAAAAAAACCAUAACAAAAAGGGCUUUAAAGGCAUCUGGUCAGUCAGAUCUCUCUGGAAAUGCAUCAAAAGAUCUGCUCCUAAUGCAUAAACUUGGCGAAACCAUUAGCCCCAUGAAGGAAGAUUUUAUCAUGGUUCAUUUGCAGCAUGCAUGCAGUCAUUGUUGUAUUUUAAUGGUAUCAGGCAACCGUUGGGUUUGCAACCAGUGCAAGAAUUUUCAGAUAUGUGAUAAGUGUUAUGAAGUUGAACUAAAGCGUGAAGAAAGAGAAAGGCAUCCUAUUAAUCAUAGGGAGAAACAUGCCCUUUACCGAAUUGAAAUUUCUGAUGUACCAGCUGAUACAAAGGACAAAGAUGAGAUUCUUGAAAGUGAAUUCUUUGACACUAGACAGGCAUUUCUGAGUCUGUGUCAGGGAAACCACUAUCAAUAUGAUACUCUGAGACGGGCCAAGCAUUCAUCAAUGAUGGUUCUCUAUCAUCUUCAUAAUCCAACUGCUCCUGCUUUUGUGACAACUUGUAAUAUAUGCCAUCUUGACAUUGAAACUGGUCAAGGUUGGCGAUGUGAAGUUUGCCCUGAUUAUGAUGUGUGCAAUGCGUGUUAUCAAAAGGAUGGAGGCGUUGAUCAUCCUCAUAGGUUGACAAAUCAUCCAUCUGUGGCUGAUCGUGAUGCUCAGAACAAAGAAGCAAGGCAACUUCGAGUGUUGCAGUUGCGGAAAAUGCUUGAUCUUCUCGUGCAUGCAUCCCAAUGUCGUUCUGCACAUUGCCAGUAUCCAAAUUGUCGCAAAGUGAAGGGGCUCUUCCGCCAUGGGAUGCAAUGUAAAACACGUGCCUCCGGAGGCUGUGUUCUUUGCAAGAAAAUGUGGUAUCUGCUGCAACUCCAUGCUCGUGCUUGCAAAGAGUCUGAGUGCCACGUACCACGUUGCAGAGAUCUGAAGGAACAUUUAAGGAGGUUACAGCAACAAUCGGACUCUCGACGAAGAGCAGCCGUGAUGGAAAUGAUGAGACAGAGAGCUGCUGAAGUUGCCAGCAAUGCAGGAUAAGCUGUUUGCCCAUGAAAAUUUGGAUGUUUCAAAGGAAAUGAUGCUGCUGGCAACGGUGCUCCUAACAGCAGCCGAGGGUGGUUUAUGUGAUUGGAAGGGAUCAGAUAUGACAAGAGCGUUCUGGAUUCGCUUAUCUUCCUUCUGUCAGUGCCCUUCUUAUUGUAGCUUGGCCUCUCCACAACAUGAUUGUCCUGAAGAGGAUCAUUUUAGUACGGCCACCCUCUUCUGGAAUUACUAACCAGCUCUAGCGGGUAAUUAUGUCGGUAUCUCAGCUAUGUGUUGCCGAUCUAGUGAUUCUUUAAUUUGGUCAGGUCCUUGUAUUAUGAGAAGUGCCAUCCCGCGGUGGCCAAUGUACUAUAGCCCUAAUUUGUCGAAAAUGUCUUAAAAAGGAAUGCGAGGGAGGUUUGUAUUUAAUUUGUUUUUGGCCUUUUGAACAUUGACCCUCUUUUGUAGAAUGUCAUUAAAGGUGAAUAAUUAGAGUAUUCGUAGAUGCAGUAAUUCAUAUUCAAUUAUUGAUUAAA